GGAAAAACAACAAAAGAAACAGGAUAAUAUAAUUUAUGGACUAUCUAUUCACUAAUAUGACAAUAAUGAAAAAUCCACGUUCAUUAGAUCUAUAUGUAUAGAUUCUAGAUCUAGAUGGAUUUCAGGCUUCAAAUUACACUAUUUAUAAAUAGAUCUAGUCUAUACAUUGCUAUAGUACAAAAAUAUGGCCACAAGAAGCUUGACGGAAGUGUUCAUUUUAAUGCGAAAUAAUGCACUUCAAAGCAGACACAUUUUUUCUGAACAAACGGCUGAUGAUCGAACAUCCCUUAUGUCCAGUGCUCAUCUGGACCCAGAGCUGGGAAUGGCAUCAGCUCGUGCAGGAACAUUACCACCUGAAUGGAUUGACAAGUUGACUGAGAUUCAGUUUGAGUUUACAAAAAUAAAAGAAAAAAUGAAAGAAUUAUCUUCCCUUCAUGAUAAAUAUUUGAACAGACCGACAAUGGAUGACAGUAUUGAUGAAGAAUAUGAGAUAGAGAUAAGAACCCAACAGAUCACUCAGAUGUUUUUUCACACUCAACGUUUAGUGCAACAAAUCAAUAACCAAAGCCACAGAGGCUCAGCCCAUGAACAGAAGCUGACUAUGAACAUUGUUUCUUCUGUUGCCAGAACCAUGCAAGAAAUGUCAACCAAUUUUAGAAAAAGCCAGUCAGCAUAUUUAAGAAAAAUCAAGAGUAGAGAAGAGCGCUCACAGCAAUAUUUUGGAACAAAUUUAAACAGUGACCCAAGUCUACUAGGAGAUGGACUCGGUGCUGACUCAGAUAUUGUCUACAACAAAGGCUUCACGUCUGCUCAGAUGCAGUUAGUAGAAGAUAACUCAGAAGUUGUCCAGCAGAGAGAAAAAGAAGUUGCUGCGAUCGUUAGAUCUAUUACUGAUCUGAAUGAAAUAUUUAAAGACCUGGCUUCAAUGAUAGUAGACCAGGGCACUAUACUGGAUAGGAUUGAUUACAACAUUGACAAUGCAGCCACACACACAGAGAAAGGGCUAGUGCAAUUACAGAAAGCUGAAAAGUACCAGAAGAAGAACAGGAAGAUGAUGUUUAUCUUAAUAUUAGCUGCUGUGAUCAUUAUUUUACUCAUUAUAUUUAUAGCCGUCAAGAGCUAGCUGUUCCUCGUGUUAUUCUAUUUCUUUUUAUUUAUUGACACAUGAUUAAUUGAUUGACACUUUGUGAGGUUUGGGAAGAAAGAAACAAAACAAAUUUCUAGAGGAAGUAGCAAAUUGAAAGAAAAAGUCUUCCUUGCGUUUACUAGAUUUUUAGAACAGUUGAAGUGAAUUUGAUUCCUUCCUGUGGCCAUCAGUUUAUAAGAGACAAUAGAUUGCUGUCUUUAUUUUCUGCCGAGGCCAAGCAUCUGUUUAAAGCUAGAUGGGCUAUGGAUUUGAAUCCAUGCGUAGAAUUUCAGUUAAAAAAUGGAUAAAUGUCUUCUUCAGAGCUUCAGCUUGAGACUUUGGGAUUCACAGCACAUUAAUGAACUACGCCAUAUAACUUUCAUACACAGACAAUUAGAGAUUGCAUACAUUCCAAAGAGUUGGACUUUUCUUGUGUUUAGUUGCUGUCAAAAAAUAUUUGAAUAAAUGUUUACUAUAUUCUUGGUGACAUUUACAUUUAUUUGAUUUUUUCUUUCAAGUGCAGUGUAUAACUGGAUGCAUUCCCAUCAUGUGUUGGUCAACAUUCUCAAACGUUUCAACUGGGCUGCUGGUUGGAAUACACUAGAUACUUUGUUGUAUCCAUUGGGGGGGGGGGGG
Biomphalaria glabrata is the source of this 1762-nucleotide messenger RNA. Its product is annotated as syntaxin-16-like. Lineage: Eukaryota; Metazoa; Mollusca; Gastropoda; Planorbidae. Gene Ontology annotation, biological process: vesicle fusion; vesicle-mediated transport; intracellular protein transport. Gene Ontology annotation, molecular function: SNAP receptor activity; SNARE binding. The coding region runs from base 185 to 1123 and encodes 312 amino acids. The transcript has 9 exons. The record is from RefSeq and is a predicted model, not a curated record. Gene Ontology annotation, cellular component: SNARE complex; endomembrane system; membrane.